AUGCCACUGCCCACGGUGUCGCUGAGGAGGACGCCGCCCAUGGCGUUGCAGACGAGGUCGCCGCCCAGGGCGUCGCUGACGAGGACGCCGCCCAGGGCAUCGCUGACGAGGACGCCGCACAGGGCAUCGCUGAGGACGCCACUGCCCACGGUGUCGCUAAGGUCGCCGCCCACGGCGUCGCUGACGAGGACGCCGCCCACGGCGUCGCUAACGAGGUCGCCGUCCACGGCGUCGUUAAAGAGGUCGCCGCACAGGGCAUCGCGAACGAGGACGCCGCCCAGGGCGUCGCUAAGGAGGACGCCGCCCAGGGCGUCGCUAAGGAGGUCGAAGUCCAGGGCAUCCCACACGAGGACGCCAUCCAGUGCAUCGCUAACAAGGUCGCCGUCGAUAGCAUCGUUAAAGAGGUCGCCGCACAGGGCAUCACGAACGAGGUCGCCGCCCAGGGCGUCGCUGAGGACCCCGCCCAGGGCGUCGCUGAGGAGGACCCCGCCCAGGGCGUCGCUGAGGAGGACCCCGCCCAGGGCGUCGCUGAGGAGGACCCCGCCCACGGCGUCGCUGAGGAGGACGCCGCCCACGGCGUCGCUGACGAGGUCGCCGUCCACGGCGUCGCAGACGAGGUCGCCGCCCAGGGCGUCGCAGACGAGGACGCCGCCCAGGGCGUCGCUGAGGACCCCGCCCAGGGCGUCGCUGAGGAGGACCCCGCCCAGGGCGUCGCUGAGGACGCCGCCCAUGGCGUCGCUAACGAGGUCGCUGUCCAUGGCGUCGUUAAAGAGGUCGCCGCACAGCGCAUUGCGAACGAGGACGCCGCACAGGGCAUCGCGAACGAGGACGCCGCCCAGGGUGUCGCUAACGAGGACGCCGCCCAGGGCGUCGCUAAGGAGGUCGAAGUCCAGGGCAUCGCACACGAGGUCGCCGCCCAGGGCGUCGCUGACGAGGACGCCGCCCAGGGCGUCGCUGACGAGGACGCCGCACAGGGCAUCGCUGAGGACGCCACUGCCCACGGUGUCGCUGAGGUCGCCGCCCACGGCGUCGCUGACGAGGACGCCGCCCACGGCGUCGCUAACGAGGUCGCCGUCCAUGGCGUCGUUAAAGAGGUCGCCGCACAGGGCAUCGCGAACGAGGACGCCGCCCAGGGCGUCGCUAAGGAGGACGCCGCCCAGGGCGUCGCUAAGGAGGUCGAAGUCCAGGGCAUCGCACACGAGGACGCCAUCCAGUGCAUCGCUAACAAGGUCGCCGUCGAUGGCAUCGUUAAAGAGGUCGCCGCACAGGGCAUCACGAACGAGGUCGCCGCCCAGGGCGUCGCUGAGGACCCCGCCCAGGGCGUCGCUGAGGAGGACCCCGCCGAGGGCGUCGCUGAGGAGGACCCCGCCCACGGCGUCGCUGAGGAGGACGCCGCCCACGGCGUCGCUGAGGAGGACGCCGCCCACGGCGUCGCUGACGAGGUCGCCGUCCACGGCGUCGCAGACGAGGUCGCCGCCCAGGGCGUCGCAGAUGAGGACGCCGCCCAGGGCGUCGCUGAGGACCCAGCCCAGGGCAUCGCUGAGGAGGACCCCGCCCAGGGCGUCGCUGAGGACACUGCCCACGGCAUCGCUAACGAGGUCGCCGUCCAUGGCGUCGUUAAAGAGGUCGCCGCACAGGGCAUCGUGAACGAGGACCCCGCCCAGGGCGUCGCUGAGGAGGACCCCGCCCAGGGCGUCCAUGAGGAGGACCCCGCCCAG
Gorilla gorilla gorilla (western lowland gorilla) is the source of this 1718-nucleotide messenger RNA. RefSeq lists its product as uncharacterized. Bases 1 to 1647 code for a protein of 548 amino acids. The record is from RefSeq and is a predicted model, not a curated record. The transcript has a single exon. NCBI's taxonomy places the organism in Eukaryota, Metazoa, Chordata, Mammalia, Primates, Hominidae.